Messenger RNA from Ruditapes philippinarum (Manila clam), 2739 nucleotides. RefSeq lists its product as uncharacterized. NCBI's taxonomy places the organism in Eukaryota, Metazoa, Mollusca, Bivalvia, Venerida, Veneridae. Bases 244 to 2082 code for a protein of 612 amino acids. The record is from RefSeq and is a predicted model, not a curated record. The transcript is spliced from 2 exons.
UGUUGAACUAGUACAUAUUCUAAACAACGAAACUCCUUAUACAACUAAAAUUUAUACGGAGGAAUUGAUGGGUGCAGUUGAUAUGUCAGCAGCAAACAAUUUCUUUGAGAAGAAGUGACUUUUGAAUUAAGGAACCCACAUACACAACGUGCCUCGUUACCAGGAGUUUCGAUCGUCCAAGGUCAAUCCAGCGAACCGGUAUUAAAGACUAUAGCUGUUGAAAACAAACUUUUUGAUGUAAACAUGAUAAAGGAAGCAUCUGCAAGAUCAGCACAGGCAAAACGAAUGCAUAGAGAACGGCCGUUGUUUUCAACAAAUCCAAGAACAAGUAUAAAUUCUGCUUCAAGAGAUUCAGGUCUUUUCUCUGCACCUGGGCAGUUUGUUAAUCUGAGGAAUACUACAAACAUAAAUAAUCCUAGGACCGGUUCACUACCACCAGCUGGAGCAAUAAACAUUGAUAUGUCUUUCCAACCUAAUACAAUUGACCAAACCGCAGGCUUUGCAUCCGUUCAAACAGAUGGCUCUUUUUUAGAGUUACCUUUAAGGGAAGGCAGCCAAAUAUCUUCAUCAUCAGCAAGAACUAAAUUCCAUGACCAAUCAUCAUUACUAGCAAUGGUCUCUGAUCAAAUAUCUAAACGCCAGCAACACAUUUCAGUUCCUGCAGAUAAUUCUUUGUCAACAGGUUUCACUAAAUUACCAACUUUAAGAACAAACAGAAUGCCCUUUACCGGUCCGGCCUCGGCCUGGGAUAUGGAGCCUAAACUACCUUCAAACCUAGAUCUAGAAAUUCCAGCACGUCCGACGAGCGGGCCUUCAAUAGGAAAAGUUGACUUACCUCCUCCACCAAUUCAUUCUGAUGCCAGUACAAAUAUAAAAGACAUAGGUUUACAUCAUGUACCUCUAUCUGCAACGCGCACAACUCUAAAGCAAGAGACUGUUACACCGUCUGCGUUUAUAUUUGACUCAUUUGCCAGUGGUAGUAUUUUUGAUAUAUCAACAACGCCAUCCACACCAAUUUACAGAAAUAACAUGGUACCACGCAGAAGUAAUCAAAACGUUUUACCAGUCACCCAGUCUCCUUUCUUUGCUUCAGGAAGUGGACUUAAUACAUUUACAGAUCCAAUAACAACAAUGCCAGUGCAUCAUCAAGAAACAGAAGGUAAAAUACAAAGUCCAACGUCAUUUUUAUUUGAUCCCGUCAUGCACGAAAUUAAACCUGACAUUCAUCCACCGCCAAUUAAUUCAAAUCCGAAUACCGUUAUAAACAGUGUUAACUUUCCAGAAACAACGGCUUCUUUGGAUUUAACAAAUGCUUUUGAUCAAUUUCUAACACCAACGCCAUUCACAUUUACACCGCCAUUUGGUAAUGCACAAACAAAUGAAAUAACUCCACCAACGACUGUUACACCAUUACUUGUGACCACACCUUUUCCCCCUACAACUAUGUCAACUAACCAAGUUCAUUUUGAUUUGAAUUCGCAUACUAAUACAACAGUACUUAAUACUUCUACUCUGACUACAAGUGGCCAGGACCUGCCAACAAUACAGUAUGAUAUGGCUCCGUUUCAAAAUAACGAAAACUGGGCAAUAUUUGAUCCUACAUCUCUACCUCCUGGCGUUAAUUUUUCUGAUUUUGGACCAAUCAUUGAACUCCCAAUUGAUAGCAAAGUUGAGUUUACAAAUACGAAUCAAGUUGGUUUUAAAGACAUGUUUUCUCAAGCUGUGUCAGGUGAAACGAACGCCAUUAAAACUCCUGUCAACGGAAAUAAUCUGACAGCAAUAAAAGAACAAACGUAUUCGGAUGUGACAAAUCUAACAAAUGAUAACAAAACUGUAGCAGUAGAGACUAAAACGAAAGAUGUACAACUUGUUGGCAUAUAUCAAAUCAAUCAAUCUGAGAAGGUAGCAGAGACUUCUCUGAACAAUGCAAACAGUUUCAGUAAUCAGCCAAACGUCGAAUCGACAAUCAACACCAAAUAUAACCGCAUUGAAACUGUGAUUGAAAAGACACACGAACCAUCAUUCGGAGUUGUCACAGGUCCUCAAACAAAAGUUGAUAUCCCUCCACCACCACCAAUAUGAAAUGCCAAGAAUUUCUUAUCAAUGAAAACAAAUUUCAUUAAGUGUAUAUGAUACCAUUAUACGUAAUAAGUUAAUUGUGUCUGUAAUUGGUGGUUUAGCACUAGAGUCAAAAAUCACGUUGAAUCAUUUACCCCAUUUAUAAGAGGAUGUGCUUGCUACACACGAGUGCGUUUUAAUAACUUAUCGAACGCUGAAGACGAAUAUUAUCUAAAACUUGUUUGUAAGAUUUCUAGUUUAUAAGACAGACAAACAUAAUUCGUUUAUUUAAAAUAUUUGAGAAAAAUAUCCAUUUUCAGUUAUUUUGCUCAGCAUAUUAUAGAAAAAAUGCUUAAAACUUUUUUAAAAUGUAAAAUUCUCAUAGAUCAAUAUUUUUUUCAAAUGGCGAAAUAAAAUGCUUUUGUAAUUCACUAACAUCUUUGAAAUCGAACUCACAAAAAAUAAAAUGAUCCAAAAGAAGCUUUUUAUUGUAUAUUCAUAGAUAUUUACACAACGAUGUUAUUGGCAUCUUAAAAACAUUCGGAAAUAUUACUUGUAUAAAUGCCAUUGUUGUGUAAAUAAUAUUUUUGUAUGAUACUCUUUAUAACUUUUUUAUUUUUAUUUACCUGGCGUGUACUGUAAUAAAUAUACUAUGAAAUGUCCAUAAUUGUUUAUAUUUAU